CAAUAAUUGCAUCUCGCUAAGACCCCACACUCGAGAAAUCAACUACCUCAACAACACUCCAAACUUCACGCAUUCACACCAUCACCAUGUUCCGUCAACAGAUCACCCGCCAGGUCCGCCUGUUCAGCACCACCCCAAUUGCGCGCAAGAGCCCAGUAGAGACCAUCAAGGACGCCGCCAAGGCUGUCGACAAGACUAUCUCUGGUGCUGCCGUCAAGGGUAUCGAGACCGGUGAGAAAGCCGCCGAGGCCGUAAAGCAGGCUACCCCGUCGACUACUGGUGAGGCCAAGGGCCAAGCGAACGAGAUUGCUGGCCAGGCAAAGGGCAAGGCGAACGAGGUUGCUGGACAAGCCAAGGGCAAGGCCGCAGAGCUCCAGGGCGAGGCCAACAAGAAGUUGUAGAGCAGCUUUCGCAAAUUGAGGGAGAGGGUUUUGGGCGACGUGUACUCGAUAUAGGCAUGAGGAUGAAUAGCGAUCCACAGCGCCUUCAUGAUCCAUGAGCUGGCAUGAAUUGAAUG
Molecule: messenger RNA, 517 nt
Organism: Parastagonospora nodorum SN15
Lineage: Eukaryota; Fungi; Ascomycota; Dothideomycetes; Pleosporales; Phaeosphaeriaceae
Exons: 2
Coding region: 87-401 (104 amino acids)
Source: RefSeq, a predicted model, not a curated record